CAACCAAUCAGGGACAGCGUGCGCCUAUUUAAGUGUUAGAGGUGGACAGUCGCCCAUGUGUUUCUCAACAGACACGAGGGAAAGGCAUACACAUCCAAGAAACAAUGAAGCUGGCUGUGCUGCUCUGUUUUAUCCUGGUGAUUUCUGUCCAAACCCUGCAAGUUGGGGCUGCAGAAUCUAAUCCACAAGGACCCGUGGAGAAUUUCUGUGAGUGGUAUGGAAGGUUUUGCACUAAGGAAUGGGAUCCAGUAUGUGGCAGUGAUGGACAUACAUACUCCAAUGAAUGUUUACUCUGCCGGGAAAAUAGAUUUAAACCGAACAAAGUGAAAGUGGCAUACAAGGGUAAGUGCAGACCAAUACAUUGCCCCGCAGUUAUUGAUCCAGUAUGUGGCACUGAUGGACGGACAUACGACAAUGGGUGUGCUAUAUCCGCCGAUAAUGGACCGAAUCACAAUGUAGAGGUGGCAUACAAGGGUGAGUGCUUUACUUGUAACACGGAUGUAAGAGAAUGCCCCAAGGUAUAUUAUCCAGUAUGUGGCAGUGAUGGACGUACAUACAGCAGUGCAUGUCAUCUCUGCUUGGAAAAUGGAGGGAAUCCGAACAAAGUGAAGGUGGCAUACAAGGGUCAAUGUAAGAGAAUUUGCCCCACAGUUUAUGAUCCAGUAUGUGGCACUGAUGGACAAACAUACCCCAAUGACUGUGUUUUGAACCAGCAAAAUGGACCGAAGGAUAAAGUAGAGGUGGCAUACAAAGGUGAGUGUUUUACCUGUGACAUGACCAGAAGAGUAUGUGCCGAGAUAUAUGAUCCAGUAUGUGGCAGUGAUGGACGUACAUAUAGCAGUGCAUGUCAUCUUUGCAUUAAAAAUGGAUGGAAUCCGAACGAAGUGAAGGUGGCAUACAAGGGUCAAUGCAGUAGAAUAAUUUGCCCUACAGUUUAUGAACCAGUAUGUGGCACUGAUGGACGUACAUACCCCAAUGACUGUGUUAUCGACCAGAAAAAUGGAGAGAAUCACAAUGUAAAGGUGGCAUACAAGGGUGGGUGCUUAACCUGUGACAUUGACGGAAUACAAUGCGGCCCGAUUUAUAAUCCAGUGUGUGGCAGUGAUGGACGUACAUACAGCAGUCUAUGUUAUCUCUGCAUGGAAAAUGCAGGGAAUCCAAAUGAGGUGAAAGUGGUACACAGGGGUGAGUGUGCCGUGGCUGAUCCCUGUGUGAAGUAUGGAAGAGAUUGUCCCACGAAAUGGGAGCCAGUAUGUGGCAGUGAUGGAUAUUCAUACAUUAAUGAGUGUCACCUCUGCCAGGAAAAUAGAUUGAAUCAGAAGAAAGUGGAGGUGGCACACACGGGUUGGUGUUGAAUGUGGCAUGUUCCCUAAAGUCUGUCAAUUAAUGUAAAUACUUUGUGUCUUCUGCAUAUCCUCACAAAGUGGCUGAUAAUCACAUGCUAGAGUAGAUAAUAAUGAAAAGAAUGUUCCAGAAUUUUGAGUGAGACCUAACUGUGGCGAAAUGACCUUAUACCAACUUCUUUGAGA
Messenger RNA from Corythoichthys intestinalis (scribbled pipefish), 1529 nucleotides. RefSeq names its product serine protease inhibitor dipetalogastin-like. NCBI's taxonomy places the organism in Eukaryota, Metazoa, Chordata, Actinopteri, Syngnathiformes, Syngnathidae. Gene Ontology annotation, molecular function: protein binding; serine-type endopeptidase inhibitor activity. The record is from RefSeq and is a predicted model, not a curated record. The transcript has 11 exons. The coding region runs from base 105 to 1355 and encodes 416 amino acids.